UUGGUGACGUCAGAUGAUGCUGACAGCAAUUAAUUGAUCAGUUUUUUCUGUUUUACUCGAAAAUGCAUUAACAGCGAUUUGUUUCACAGUUGAAGAUUCCAUUAUGAUAGAAUGAGUGCAGGUCCCCUUGUUGUUGAAAUUAUAUGUACAUGUUGUUUAGCUGCAUUUUUAUUACAUCGCUAUGGUGACCUAAGGAAAAAUCAUGCAUUGACAACAUUAGCAACAUUUGUUGCAUGGUACUUCUCCUUCUUGAUAGUGUUUGUUUUACCAUUGGAUGUUUCAUCAACAUUUUACAGACAAUGCCUUCAAGACAACCAACCUCCAGUAACAACCCCAAGCCCAUCUAAUACCACUAAUACCACAAAUGCAACAACAACACCAGGACAAAACCCUUCACAGAAAUAUAGUGCAGAAUCUUCUCCAUGUCAAAAACCUCUGAGUCAUGUACCAGAUAAUGUUUUACCUGCUCUCUGGCAUGUUGUGUACUGGUCAUCUCAGUUUCUCACAUGGUUACUUUUACCUCUGAUGCAGUCCUAUUCCACAGCUGGAGAUUUCAGUGUAGCAGGAAAGAUAAAGACAGCUUUGAUAGAAAAUGCCAUAUACUAUGGAACAUACCUUUUGAUAUUUGGAAUUUGUUUGAUUUAUGUAGCAGCAAGACCUGAUCUUCAUAUUGAUGCAGAGAAGUUAAAAGUGAUCGGAAUAACAGCUAGUAAUACCUGGGGAUUAUUCUUACUUGUCCUGUUACUUGGUUAUGGGUUAGUAGAAGUUCCUCGAACUGUUUGGAAUAGUAGUAAACAUGGACAUAUGUUGGGAAGAACACAGUUUAAGAUUUCUAAACUCAGCACAGAAAAAACAGAAGCAGAAGAAAAUCUUGAAGAUGUACUUGAGGAGAUAAAGCAAGUGUCAGACAAAGUACGUUACAAUAAUCCAUUGAGACAACAUGUGGAUACAGUCUUAUCUAAGUGUCCAGAAUCUUUGAGAAAGUCUGUUAAACCCAAUGUAGAUGAUUAUGAAGACUACAAUGCUGUUCAAGAUGUCAUUAGUGAAAAGGCUCUGGUUAAAUUACACAAACGUGUGAUACAGGCCAGCCAGACACACAGACGUACACAGAUUCAAUGGAAUAAUUUAAUGGAGAAGGCAUUUAGUUUAGAGGAUGAGGAAAUGAAUAGAAAUAGUCCAGAGAGAAGGUUCAAAAGGUCAUUUAUGGUGGAAAAAGGGUGGUGGCGUAGUAUUUAUACACCAACUGUUGAAUGGUAUUGGAAAUGUUGGGCACGUCCGUGGACAUUUCGAGUUGUUACUGUUAUUUUAGCAAUUUUCUCGUUCAUGGUUGUAUGGUCAGAAUGCUUAUUCUUCAUUAAAUCUCCAGUUCUGUCAUUAUUUGCUGUGUUCCUUAAUGUAGCCAAGCACAACUAUGAUUAUGUUUACAUUGAGCUGGCUUCAAUUAUAACAAUAGCCUAUUUGUGUUUCUGUGCCUACUACAGUGUGUUCCAGAUCAAGAUACUUAACUUUUACUACAUUGCUCCCCACCACCAGACAGAUGAGUACAGUUUAGUAUUUACUGGAAUGAUGCUUUGUAGACUAACACCACCACUUUGUUUGAACUUUCUCGGACUUAUUCAUCUGGAUAGUCAUAUAACAUACGAUGAACGCUUGCAAGAAACCUCGUACACUCAGAUAAUGGGACAUAUGGAUGUGAUAUCUAUUGUAUCUGAUGGAUUUAACAUCUACUUCCCAAUCAUGAUAGUACUGCUGUGUAUAUGUACUUACUUCAGUCUAGGAAGUAGAAUCCUACAUUUCCUGGGAUUCCAACAGUUUAUAGGAGAUGAUGAUAUGACACAGGAGUUUAUAGAUGAGGGAAAGAACAUUAUUAGUAGAGAAAAAAGAAAAUUAGAGAGAAAGGCAAAUAGUGAUGAAAGAAAAAGGGAAUGGAGUGAAAAGUUUGGUGUUGACUGGUCAAGCAGUUCUAGAAAUGCAUCAGCCAGAAAAGAGGUAGAAACUGCUGGAGACUUCCAAAUGAAUAGAGCCAAACAGUCAGUUGCUAGAAGUCCAGACGAGAAUGAUAAAACUGGACUUCUACGUGAAGCAGAACCUUUGGACUAUACAGCUGAGUUAGAAGUAGAUGACUUUAAUACUAACCGAAUAUCACAAGGGUAUCAAUCUAGUAGACCCGGUACUACAUCCAGUAGAUACGGAUCAUCUAGUGGAACAUCUAGACCUCGGCCACCAAAAGGAAUAUUUGAUGAUGUUUAGAUACCAUGUCAGUUUUAAGUUUAAAUGAAAUCUCUCUAGGGUUGUGUAAUGAAAGAGUGUAGUUAAAGGAUGCAAUGAAAAAAAGAUUUAGAAAUAAUUUAUGCACUUAUGAUUAUAUUCUAUUUUACUAGGAUUAGUAUUUCACACAGUACUUUAAAUAGUUACUAGGAUUAGUAUUUCACACAGUACUUUAAAUAGUUAAUACGUUUUAUUCACAUCAUUUCCAUUUCAAGAAAAACUUUUUUACUAUACACUGAUUUCUAACAUCAUUUCAAUGAUUUAUGGGUAAAUUGGAUCCCUGCAUGCUUAAAAUGACAUGGAUAUUGUGCCCAUUUGAAAUGACAUGGAUAUUGUUCCCACUUGAAAUGACAUAGAUAUUGUGCCCAUUUGACAUCUAUAAUCUUAUGUAAAUCUUCAACCCUAUACCUACAGAAAUAUAUUAAUUUGAUCAUUUAUCUAAGUCGUGAUAUGGAAAUAAAAAGAUACUCAUUCCUUUCAUCAAUGUACUGACAAUGAUUCUAUGCCCAAAGAAGGUGCAAAUAACGUAAUAUUAUCUUGUAAAAAACCAAAUACUUUAAUGAAUGAAAAUGAUUGGAAUAAAUGGUAUUGAAUAUGAUUAAGAAAUAUAAAACAUUCACAAAUUACAAGUUUUUAAUCACAUAUAACAAAUAUUA
Messenger RNA from Mytilus californianus (California mussel), 2924 nucleotides. RefSeq names its product G-protein coupled receptor-associated protein LMBRD2-like. Bases 112 to 2250 code for a protein of 712 amino acids. The record is from RefSeq and is a predicted model, not a curated record. Gene Ontology annotation, cellular component: membrane. The transcript is spliced from 13 exons. Lineage: Eukaryota; Metazoa; Mollusca; Bivalvia; Mytilida; Mytilidae.